AUGCUAAUAGCUAUUAAUUGUGAUGAUGCAUAUGAUGAUGAGAACAACGAUAAUGACGAUGUUGAUAAAGGUGUUAAGAAUCAUGACAAUAAUCAUGAUUAUGAUAAUCACAAUUAUGACAACAAUAAUGAUAAUAGCAAUGAUAACGAAGAGAAUGAUUGUGAUAAUUAUGCUAAUAAUCAUAAUGAUAAUUACUUUGAUUGUGAUUAUGAUGCUUAUGAGUUUUUGUGCUCUUUAGAAAUACACAGGGAAGCUGACUUUGAUACACCAUCUGAUGAUAGUGACGACAAUAGUGAUAAUGACGAUGACGACAUUGGGAAUGAUUAUGAUCAUUAG
This is a messenger RNA of Teleopsis dalmanni, 336 nucleotides long. Its product is annotated as probable cytochrome P450 525A1. The coding region runs from base 1 to 336 and encodes 111 amino acids. Lineage: Eukaryota; Metazoa; Arthropoda; Insecta; Diptera; Diopsidae. The transcript has 2 exons. The record is from RefSeq and is a predicted model, not a curated record.